Molecule: messenger RNA, 2592 nt
Organism: Ruditapes philippinarum (Manila clam)
Lineage: Eukaryota; Metazoa; Mollusca; Bivalvia; Venerida; Veneridae
Product: probable aconitate hydratase, mitochondrial
Exons: 19
Coding region: 99-2441 (780 amino acids)
Biological process (GO): tricarboxylic acid cycle
Cellular component (GO): mitochondrion; cytosol
Molecular function (GO): 4 iron, 4 sulfur cluster binding; aconitate hydratase activity
Source: RefSeq, a predicted model, not a curated record
GAUAUUGCUUACAGUUUGUUUACUUUGUGGUAGUUUUUAUUCAUUUGGGUCAUACUAUCUUUUGAAGAUCAGUGACGUCACAGUUUGCAAAGGUGACCAUGGCUUACGUCUUUCGGCAUAUGAAAAAGGCUGCCAGUGGGCUGCCAAGUACAGUCCGAUACAUUCAUGUAUCCUCCGUGGCAUCACAGAAGGUUGCUAUGAGCAGAUUGGAGCCGAACCAGCACAUAGACUAUGAUAAGAUUUCGCACAGAGUUGAUGUUGUGAAGAAGAGAUUGGGGAGACCCCUUACACUGUCUGAGAAAAUUCUCUACGGACAUUUAGAUGAUCCCAAGAAUCAGGAUAUUGUACGAGGAGAGAGCUAUCUCAAGCUGCGACCAGAUCGUGUUGCUAUGCAGGAUGCCACUGCCCAGAUGGCACUGUUACAAUUUAUCUCAAGUGGUCUACCUAAAGUAGCAGUACCUUCCACAGUUCACUGUGACCACUUGAUAGAGGCACAGCUUGGAGGAGACAAAGAUCUUGCCAGAGCUAAGGACAUAAACAAAGAAGUAUAUGACUUUUUGUCAUCAGUAAGUGCCAAAUAUGGUGUUGGUUUCUGGAAACCAGGAAGCGGUAUCAUCCAUCAGAUUAUUUUAGAGAAUUAUGCAUUCCCAGGAGCUCUGAUUAUUGGUACAGACAGUCACACCCCCAAUGGAGGUGGAUUGGGAGGUCUUUGUAUAGGUGUGGGCGGAGCCGAUGCUGUUGACGUAAUGGCUGACAUUCCUUGGGAACUGAAAUGCCCAAAGGUAAUUGGAGUGAACUUGACUGGUAAAAUGAGUGGCUGGACUUCACCUAAAGAUGUUAUAUUGAAAGUAGCCGGUAUCCUGACAGUGAAGGGAGGCACAGGUGCUAUUGUAGAGUACUACGGGCCAGGUGUUGACUCUAUAUCUUGUACAGGUAUGGGAACUAUAUGUAACAUGGGUGCUGAAAUUGGAGCAACGACUUCAGUGUUCCCAUUUAACUACAGAAUGCAAGAUUAUCUCAAUGCUACCAGUAGAAAAGAGAUAGCUGAUGAAGCCAAUAGGAACCAGGCACUACUUUCUGCUGAUCCGGGAGCCAAAUAUGACCAGGUUAUUGAUAUCAACUUAGACACGUUAGAGCCAAGUGUAAAUGGACCUUUCACACCAGACUUGUACAAUCCUAUUUCUAAACUUCGUGAAGUAGCUAUUGAAAAAGGAUGGCCGCUUGAUGUUAGAGUUGGAUUGAUUGGUAGUUGUACAAACAGCAGUUAUGAAGACAUGAGCAGAUCAGCUAGUAUUGCUAGGCAAGCUCUGGAUAAAGGCAUCAAAGCUAAGGCCGCUUAUACCGUUACUCCAGGAUCAGAACAAAUCCGUGCCACUAUCGAGAGAGACGGUCAGGCUGCUGCAUUACGUGACAUUGGCGGAGUUGUCCUGGCAAAUGCAUGUGGACCUUGUAUUGGUCAGUGGGACAGACAAGACGUUAAGAAAGGAGAGAAAAAUACCAUCGUUACAUCAUAUAACCGUAACUUUACCGGACGUAAUGAUGCCAACCCUGCAACCCACGCAUUUGUUACCUCACCUGAACUAGUCACAGCCAUGGCCAUUGCUGGUGAACUUGGCUUCAACCCAGAAAAAGAUGAGCUGACGGCCGCAGAUGGUUCCAAGUUCAAGUUGGAAAGUCCUUAUGGUGAUGAAUUACCAGCUCAGGGAUUUGAUCCUGGUGAGGAUACCUUCCAGCCCCCACCAGAAGAUGGCGCCGGAGUAUCCGUACAAGUUGACCCCAAGAGUAACAGACUUCAACUUUUGAGCCCCUUCCAGAAAUGGGACGGAAAGGAUAUUGUUGAUAUGCCAGUUCUCAUCAAAGCUAAGGGUAAAUGUACAACAGAUCAUAUCAGUGCAGCAGGACAAUGGUUGAAAUAUAGAGGCCAUCUUGAUAAUAUCUCAAAUAACCUCCUUAUUGGAGCUGUAAAUGCAGAAAAUGGUGAAAUAAACAAAGUAAAGAAUCAGAUAACAGGGGAAUAUGGGUCAGUACCAGAAGUAGCCAGAAAAUACAAAUCACAGGGUGUGCCAUGGUGUGUAGUAGGAGAUGAGAACUAUGGAGAGGGUAGCAGUAGAGAACAUGCUGCAUUAGAACCCAGACAUCUUGGUGGACGUGCCAUCAUUGUGAAAAGCUUUGCUAGAAUCCACGAGACGAAUUUGAAAAAGCAAGGAAUGCUUCCUUUAACAUUUGCCAACUCGAGUGAUUACGAUAAAAUACAGCCCUCAGAUAGAAUAUCAUUGUUAGACCUCAAAUCAAUAGCACCAGGAAAACCUGUAACUUGUGAGAUAAAGCACGAGAAUGGAUCCUCCGAGAAAAUACAGCUGAACCAUACAUUAAAUGCCGGCCAGAUCGAGUGGUUCGUGGCCGGUAGUGCUCUAAACAGAAUGGCAGAAAAACGGAAAUAAAAUAAAAACCCUCCCGAUAUGAAACAAACAAAAUGAAACAAAAAUUUAUGUUUCAAAACACUAUUUUUUUGAAGCUGUGAUGUUUGAAUCUUCAAUGUUCUCCAGUAUUUGAUGAGAGAAAUGAUAUUAUCAAUUGUUUGAUUCAGUUAUA